Molecule: messenger RNA, 1050 nt
Organism: Acanthosepion pharaonis
Lineage: Eukaryota; Metazoa; Mollusca; Cephalopoda; Sepiida; Sepiidae
Source: the annotation of a GenBank genome assembly
AUGGACCAUACUCUCUCUUUUCUUUCCUCUCUCCCAGCAGAACACGUUAUGCAUCCUCUCCCUCCCCCAAAACAACAAAAAAAGAUAUGUCACGUUUACACACAUAAAUAUUCAGUGCACAGUACUCCUCUCCACUCUCAUUCUUCUUGGUUAGGUUUGUACCCGAUCGACACCCUAUCAUCAACGGUCGUCCGCACCUCCACCAUUCCUUUCUUCUUUUUCUUUUUUCUUCCUUUUUUAAUCAAGCGCACACUCUUUUUUCUUCUUACUAUAAUUUCUUCUUGGCCAACCAAAUAUCUAUUCGUUCUUCGUAUUUCGUUCAUUAUUUUUCUCUUCUUUCUUUCAUUUUCUUUCUUCUCUUUCUUUAUCUUCCUUCACAGUUUUCUUUCAUUUUUUGCUCUCAUCGUUAUUUCUUUUACAUUUUUUUUAACUUUUCAUAUAUUCCUUCCUUCUUUUUUUCUUUCUUUUUCUCAUUUUUUUUUUUUUAAUUAUUCGCCAUCUGAUCUCUUUCUUUCUGUCUUUUACUUAAUUUCAUUUAAUUCUGCACCACUUCGUAUUUCUUUCUUCAACCUUCCUUUUUUUUUCAUUUUCUUUCUUUCCUCUUCUCUCUAUCUCUUUAUUACAUUCACUGCACUCCCAGUCUUCGUUUCUAACAUAUGUUUCCUUUCUUUUCCAUCUACUUCUUCUUCUUCCUUUAUUAUCUAUCUCUCUUUCUCUUUCUUCUUUUCCUCUCUGCCUCUCUCCUUCCUCCUUUCAACUCUCCUCAAACCAAUCUAUUAUCCAUCUAUCUAUCUAUCUAUCUAUCUAUCUUUUACUUAUUAUCUAUUUAUCUAUCUAUUAUCUAUCUCUGUCUGUCUGUCAGUCUACUUAUCUAUCUCUCUGUCAGUCUACUUAUUAUCUAUUUAUCUGUCAAUCGAUUUAUUAUCUAUCUAUCUAUAUAUCUGUCUAUCUGUCGGUCAGUCUAUUUAUUAUACCUCUAUCUACUUAUCUACCUUCGACUUACAUAACUAUCUAUCUAUCAGUCAACUUUAUCUAUCUAUCUAUCUAUAG